AUGGACCGCAAAAGACCGGUCCUAGGUGGUUCGGUUCGGUUCCCUCAAUAUCUGGAAGAAUUGCGGUCAGAGUUCAUUCGCAUAUUUUCAUUGCCAGACCUCACAACCGUCGCACUCUCUCAAUUCCGGUUCUUUCCAGUCAUCACCUUUGCGCACUGUCACAACGUUGCGAAAUGGAACGACGCAAGUCCCAUAAUGGAUUUCUCUGCCCUCCGUGUAGUGCACGAUCAUGAUUCAGCAAUGAUGAUACCGGGCUUCCUACAUUAUUGGAAACCAAACAUCGAAAUCCUUGCCGUCUCUGGUAUGGCACUCCGUCCUAUGUCAGCAGCGGUAUUAAUUGUUAACAGCCAUGCGCCGACUGCAAAAUAUAUGCAAGACCACGUUGGUGACCAGCGUGCGUGUCCUCGUCUGCAACACGGCGACUUCAGCGAAGUCAGCAAGGGCUUCGACGGGUGGCGAACAGCUGGUGGUUGGAGACUUGAAAAGCUAUUCCUCGUGAUGGAGGCAGACGAUGGCAAACAUCUCGAUUGGCAAUAUUUGCAACCGAUGCUGAACAAAAUACAUUUCCCGCGUCUACGUUCGAUAAACAUCAUCCAAGUAGGAGGUCGUAAAGUCAGUCUGCCAGAACUACCAUGGGUAACUGAUUCGACAACCCUUUCGAUACGGUUCAUUGAUCGUCAGAAUACUCCUCAAUUUUACGCAAGAUACUUACCAGCCAGCUACAUUUAA
Molecule: messenger RNA, 729 nt
Organism: Laccaria bicolor S238N-H82
Lineage: Eukaryota; Fungi; Basidiomycota; Agaricomycetes; Agaricales; Hydnangiaceae
Exons: 3
Coding region: 1-729 (242 amino acids)
Source: RefSeq, a predicted model, not a curated record